Messenger RNA from Hordeum vulgare subsp. vulgare (domesticated barley), 1490 nucleotides. RefSeq names its product probable protein phosphatase 2C 37. Gene Ontology annotation, molecular function: cation binding; protein serine/threonine phosphatase activity. Gene Ontology annotation, biological process: protein dephosphorylation. The record is from RefSeq and is a predicted model, not a curated record. Bases 163 to 1179 code for a protein of 338 amino acids. Gene Ontology annotation, cellular component: cytosol; nucleus. Lineage: Eukaryota; Viridiplantae; Streptophyta; Magnoliopsida; Poales; Poaceae. The transcript has 4 exons.
CAGCCCGCGCCCUUAAUAUGCAUCCAAAAAACGCGACGCGAGCACAAAAAAGUACUACAAGUAACCCCAUCUUGUGCGCCUCCAUCGAUCGUCCGUUUCUGUGGAGCUUCCUCGCUCAGUACUGUCUCGUGUUUCUUCUGGCCAAAUUGGUUGAUAGCCAAAAUGAAGAUGUUCUCCUGCUUCGGGAUCCGCACCCGUCCCGCUCAACCUGCUCUUGCCAAGGAUCAAUCCGUCGUCGGCAUCAACAACGUGCCCGCGGCCGGCGAUGGAUGCCACCUGCGGUCACCCGUCGGCAAGGAAGCGGAGGGCUCCGGUGCGCUAGUGCGGGCGGCGUGGCGCGGGGCAUACGGUGCGGCGGGGAAGUCGCGGGAGCACGGGGUGGCCAUGCAGGACACCGUGUCGAUGCGGCCGUCCUUCUGCACCUGGGUUGACGGCUCGCGCAUGCACUUCUUCGCCGUCUUCGACGGCCACGGCGGCCCCGUGGUGUCGGCGCUGUUGAGGGACCACAUGCACGCGAUCCUGGCGGAAGAGCUGACCGGCGCGGCCGCAGCCCACCGAAAGAAGCAGCAUCAAGACGAAGGGGCGGAAGUGUGCGCGUGGAAGGGCGCGCUGAGGCAGAGCUUCGCGCGGGCGGACGAGCUGGCGGCGUCGGCGGUGCCAAGGGGCACCAUCAUGGGGUCGACGGCCGUGGUGGCGCUGGUGGUCGGCGGCCGCAUCCUCGUCGCCAACUGCGGCGACUCCCGCGCCGUGCUCUGCCGCGCUGGCCGCGCCGUGCCGCUCUCCCAGGACCACAAGCAGCCGGCACGGCCGGACGAGAUGGCGGCCGGCGGCGUGAUGCACCACAACGACGGGCCGACGGGGUCGCGAGCUUUAGGGCACACAUUCCUCAAUCCUGAAAUAACAUGUGAGCCAGAUAUUACCAUAACCGCAAGGUCGGACGACGAUGAUUGCCUGAUCCUCGCGAGCAACGGGCUGUGGGGUGUGAUCUCAAACCAGAAGGCAUGCUACGUCGCUAGGAAAUGCCUGGAAGACAAGAGCAAGAAUGUGAACGCGCCGGCAGGAAAGGAGGAAGAGGUUCGAUGUGUGUGUGCCGCUAUCCGCCUAACAAAUCUUGCCAUCAACGAGCAUAGCCAUGAUGACAUUAGUGUUGUAGUGCUUGAUCUGAAGGUAAGGUGUUAGCUUGGCAGAUAGGAUUAAAUCCGGUUGUUGUUGAGGGCUCCAACUCUAAGGACCCAUGUAGAUGAUGGUCUUUAAUGAUCAGGUACAUGGAUGCAAAAAUUGGAAACUACUCCCUCUGUACCAUAAUAAUUAUAGCUGGGAAGAAAGUAAAACUACUUCUCCUCAACUUCAAUUAUUAUGGUAUAGAGGGAGUAGAAUUUGGGUCAAUGCAAGUGAUGAGGAGCUGUGGCAGGGGAGGGCGGAGCAGCGGAGAAGGAGGGUUUGACUAACCUCUUUUAAAAAAAAGAAUGACACGUUUGACUAGACACAAU